Cavenderia fasciculata is the source of this 9699-nucleotide messenger RNA. RefSeq lists its product as uncharacterized. The record is from RefSeq and is a predicted model, not a curated record. The transcript has 8 exons. NCBI's taxonomy places the organism in Eukaryota, Evosea, Eumycetozoa, Acytosteliales, Cavenderiaceae. Bases 1 to 9699 code for a protein of 3232 amino acids.
AUGUCAUCGACACCAAAUGCAAAUCAAUUUAACUUUAGCACUUCUGCUUCAUACAUUAGUUUUAAUACUUUUGGUCUAUUCCAUUGCUACUUUUAUCAAACUACUUGUACUACCGAUCACAAUCGAUUCAAUCAUUCUUUAGUAGUAGACAGUGGUAGUCAUGAUCAUCAUAAUAAUGGCAUAGACAACAACAAUCAACUUGAUUCAGGUUUAAUCGAUGGACGUGAAAUGAGUCAAAUACAUUUGAAUCAACUUCAAGAACAUAUUUACUUGAAUUCAGAGAUUCAUGUUGCCAAUACAUUUAAUUGUGAAAGGGUUACAAACUCUAGGCAAUGUGAUUUGGUUUAUCCUCGUUGCAGAUGGUUGACAUUUCGUGGAUGUUGUGGUACUCUAAAGAGUGUCUGUAUCGAUAAUCCACAUCGUUUGGAUUGUUUCCAAAUAACUCCAAUGCAAUGUGCCAUUCAUCUGGCUACCAAUCAGAUCUAUGAAAUAUGGUCUUCUUGUGGACCUUCUUUGGCAAUACCAUGUGAACAAUUAAAUUGUCAAUCAAGGGGAAUGGCGUGCAGGCUGAAAAAUGUUACAGCCUGUACUUUAUCGUCGUGUUGUCAACCCAUUCCUCAAUGUGUUUCCUUAACAUCAACCACCACUACAACGACAACUACAACCUCCUCCUCCUCCUCAACUAUAGGUGGCUCAACGCCAACAACGAGCCGACCAACCACUGGUAGCACGACCACUCUUGGUACGAGCACUACUAGAGCUCCGAUAUCAACAUCCACAACUGGUACGACAUCUGUACUAUCGACAACAACAGGUGAAGAUCAAACCACUUCAACUACGACAACGGACUCAAGCACUACUACAGGUGCCAGUGCAUCAACGACAACUGGAGAUGUAGCGUCAACCACCACAUCAACAGGAGAAAUCAGCAACACUACAUCGACCUCAACCACAAUAGCUUCAUCCACUACAACAACCGGAGAAUUAACCACCACCAAUCAAGUAACAUCGACCGUUGGGGAUGUAACGACAUCUACCAUUACUACAAGUUCAAUACCUACAUCUUCAACGACAACAGAUUUGAUAACAGGUACAACAUCAACAACUGGCCAAGAUCCUACUACUAGCGGUUCAACACCCACAACUACUGACAUGAUAUCAACUGGUGCGGCAUCUGUAACAUCGACAACAACAACAACAACAACGACGACAAGUGAAGACCAAACUACUUCAACUACAACUGAGGAAAUCAGUAGUACUACUGGAGCCAGUAUGACAACUGGAGAAAUCAGUGACACUACAUCUACCUCUACUUCAACUACGACUGACAACAUAUCAACCACAACUGGUCCAGAUACAGCGAUUACUAGUACAACUACUUCUUCAAGUAUCACAGACAUAUCAACUUCAACAACUGGUACGACAUCUGUACCAUCUACAACAACAACAAUAACGACAAGUGAAGAUCAAAAUAAUUUAACGACAACAACAGACACAAGCACUACUACAGGUACUACCUCGACAAGUUCAAGCACAAUAGCCUCAUCCUCUACUUCAACUGUAUCAGAGUCAUCAGCUACUACGGAUUUGACAGCAACUACCAGUCAAGAUCCUACUACUGGCGGUACUACAAGUACUACUACUGACAUAAUACCAACAACUGUACCAUCGACAACAGCGACAACAGGUGAAGAUCGAAUUACUUCCGGAGAAUUAAGCAGUACCACAUCCACUCCAACCAUUGGAGCUGUAACUUCAACCACUUCAACCUCAACCUCCACUACCACUGGAAUAAAUAAUACAACGACAACAACUACAUCCUCAACAAGUCAAGGUCAAAAUACUUUAACAACAACAACAGAUACUGGUGCAACUUCAACUACCACAUCAUCCUCUACAACAACAGGAGAAAUCAGCAGUACUACUUCUAGCGGUUCAACAUCCACAAGUACUACUACUACCGACGCAAUAUUAUCUUCUACAACUGGUACGACAUCUGUACCACCUGCAACAACAACAACAGACACAGGCACUACGACUGAAGAAAUCAGCAGUACUUCAUCCACCUCUACCACAUCCACUGGCGAUGCAAUGUCAACCUCAUCGACCACAGGAGCUUCGACAACCACUGAUACCACAACAACUGUAUCAGAGUCAUCAGCUUCAACGGAUUUGACAGCAACUACCAGUCAAGAUCCUACUACUACUAGCGGUACUACAAGUACUUCAACAACUGGUACGACAACAAGUGAGGAUCAAACAACUUCAACGAGCACAACAGAUAUCAGUACCUCGUCCACUACAACUGCAUCAACCUCUCCUUCGGGAACUAGUACAACAACAGGAGAAAUCGGCAGUACAACAUCCACCCCGACCACUUCAACAACUCAAUCAGAUGCAACUACCACAACGGGUACGACAUCUAUCCCACCUGCAACAACGACAACAACAACGGACACAGGCACCACUACUGGAGAAAUCAGCAGUACUUCAUCCACCUCUACUACAUCCACACCGAACACUGGCGAUGUAACAUCAACCUCAUCGACUACAGGAACCUCUACAACCACUGAUCCAACAUAUUCCACAACAACUGGAUCAGAGACAUCAACUACAAACGAUAUUUUGACAACGACAACAACCGGAGAGGCCACUACUUCUACCUCAACCAUUGGGGAUGCAACGACAACUACAAUAGCAUCAUCCACUACAAACGGAUCAUCAUCCACAAGUAGUACAACUACCGACACGAUAUCAACAUCCACAACUGGUACGACAUCUGUACCAUCAACAACAACAACAACAACAGGAGAAUUAAUCACCACCAAUGAAGUAAUCACUACUUCGACAUCGACCAUUGGAGAUGUAACGACAUCUACCAUAACUACAAGUUCAAUACCUAUAUCUUUAACAACAACAGAUUUGACAUCAGGUACAACAUCAACAACUGGCCAAGAUCCGACUACUAGCGGUUCAACAUCCACAACAACCUCUACAACUGGGGCGGCAUCUGUACCAUCGACAACAACAUCAACGACAACCAGUGAAAUAAGCAGUACUACAUCGACUUCAACCAUUGGAGAUGUAACGUCAACCACAUCAACCUCCACUACAACUGGACCAAAUGAUAUCACGACAACAUCCUCAACAAGUGAAGAUCAAAAUAAUUUAGCUACAACAACAACAGACACAAGCACUACUACAGGUACCACCUCGAGCAGUUCAAGCACAAUAACCUCAUCCACUACUUCAACUGUAUCAGAGUCAUCAACAACAGACGAUAUGUUGACAACUACAACAACAGGAGAAUUAAUCACCACCUCGACAUCAACCACAGCAGAUUUGAUACCAACUACCAGUCAAGAUCCUACUACUACUAGCGGUACUACAUCUACAAGUACUACAAGUGAAGAUCAAACAACUUCAACGAGCACAACAGAUAUCAGUACAUCCACUCCGACCAUUGGGGAUGUAACGUCAACCACUUCAACCGCCACAUCAUCAUCCACUACAACUGGACCAAAUGAUAUCACGACAACAACAACAUCCUCGUCAAGCGAAGAUCAAAAUAAUUUAGCCACGACAACAACAGACACAAGUACCACUUCAACUACAACAGGAGAAAUCGGCAGUACAACAUCCACUCCAACAACUGGGGAUGGAACGUCAACCUCAUCGACUACAACCACUAGAGAUGAGACGUCAUCAACCACUUCAACUGGACCAUCUUCAUCAACCACAGGUGACCCGUUGACAACUACCACAACAGGAGAAUUAAUCACCACUAACUCGGGAACCACUACUUCCACAUCGACCAUUGGAGAUGUAACGACAUCUGCAAUACCUACAACUUCGACGACAACAGAUUUGACAACAGGUACUAGUACAACUACCGACACGGCAUUAUCUUCUACAACUGGUACUACAUCUGUAUCCUCGACAACGACAAGUGAAGAUCAAGCUACUUCGACAACAGCAUCAGAUACUGCCAGUACGACAACUACUUCUUCAAGUACCACAGACAUAUCAACCCCAACAACUGAAUCAGAUACAACUACAACGUGUACUACAUCUGUACUAUUUACAACAACGACAACGGGCUCAAGCACUACGACCAUUGGAGAUGUAACGCCAACCUCCACUACAACUGGACCAAAUGAUAUCAUGACAACAACAACAACAUCCUCGUCAAGCGAGGAUCAAAAUAGUUUAACGACAACAACAGGCACAAGCACUACUACAGGUACCACCUCGAGCAGUUCAAGCACAAUAGCAUCAUCCACUACUUCAACUGUAUCAGAGUCAUCAACAACAGACGAUAUGUUGACAACUUCAACAACAGGAGAAUUAACCACCACUAAUGCAGGAUCCACUACUUCUUCCUCGACAUCAACCACAACAUCAACUACCAGUCAAGAUACUAGCGCUUCAACAUCGACAAGUUCUACCAACACAAUAUUAUCGACAACAGCAAGUGAAGACCAAAAUACUGCAACUACAACUGGAGAAAUCAGUAGUACCACUGGGGAUGUAGCGUCAACCACUUCAACUGGGCCAUCUUCAUCAACCACAGGUGACUCGUUGAAAACUACGACAACUGGAGAAUUAACCACCACCAAUCAAGUAAUCACUACUUCUACAUCGACCAUUGGAGAUGUAACGACAUCUACCAUUACUACAAAUUCAAUACCUACAACUUCAACUACAACAGAUUUGAUAACAGGUACAACAUCAACAACCGGUCAAGAUACUACUACUAGCGGUUCGACAUCCGCAACUACUGACAUGAUAUCAACCUCUACAACUGGUGCGACACCUGUACCAUCGAAAACAACAUCAACGACAAGUGAGGACCAAACUACUUCGACUACAACGGGCUCAAGCACAACUACAGGUGAGGGAGCGACCAUCACCGAUGAAACAAGUACUACAACGACUUCAACAAGCACAAUUAUCACAGGCACCAGUACCUCAUCCACAACCGGAGAAUUAAGCAGUACUACAUCGGCUACUAGUUCAAUACCUACUACAGUAGAUUUGACAACAACAACUUCAAAUGCAGAUUUGACAUCAACAACUUCUACAACUAGCGGUUCACCACCUACAAGCACGACCGGCACGAUAACAACAACAAGUACGACUGGAGAAGCCAGCAGUAUAACAUCAACCAUUGGAGAUGUAACGUCAACCACAUCCACUACAACUGGACCAAAUGAUACCACAACAUCUACAAGUGGCGCUACCGACACAAAACCAAUAUCUACAACUGGUACGACAUCUGUACUAUCGACAACCACUUCAACGACAAGUGAAGACCAGGCUACUUCAACAACAACAACGGAUACGAGCACUACUACUGGAGCCAGUACGACAACCGGAGAAAUUAGCUCUACAUUGUCUAGUACAUCUACUUCAACCACAACUACUUCUACUACUGAAACCAGUACUGGAGAUGUAACGCCAACCACCACAUCACCAACCUCCACUACAACUGGAGUAAAUGAUAUCACGACAACAACUACAACAUCCUCCUCAAGUGAAAAUCAAAAUACCUUAACUACAACAACAGAUACAACUACUGGAGAAAUCAGCGGUACUACUUCUACCAUUGGAGAUAUAACAACAUCUACCAUAACCCCAUCCACUACAACAGAUUUGGCAUCAACUACCAGUCAAGAUACAACAAGCGGAUCAACCUCUACUAGUACAACCACCGACACGAUAUUAUCUUCUACAACGGGUGAAGAUCAAACUACAUCAACGACAACCACUGGAGAUUUAACGUCAACCACUUCGACCUCAACUACAACUGGACCAAAUGAUACAACAGGAACCACUACUUCUACAUCGACGAUUGGAGAUGCAACGACAUCUACCAUAACCCCAUCCACUACAAGUUCAAUACCUACAACUUCAACUACCGGUCAAGAUCCUACUACUACUACUAGCGGCUCAACAUCCACAAGUAGUACCGACACAAUAUCAACCUCUGUACUAUCGGCAACAACAAGUGAAGCCCAAACUACUUCAACGAGCACAACAGAUAUAGGUACAUCCACCGCAACUGGAGAUGGGUCUACAUCGACUACUGGAACAAGAGGAGAUUCGCCAACCGCCAUAUCCUCAUCUACUACUUCCACCUCUACUUCAACUACAACAGAUUUGACAUCAGGUACAACAUCAACAAGUACUACUACUACCGACACGGUAUUAUCUACUGGUACGACAUCUGUAUCCUCGACAACAACAAGUGAAGAUCAAACGACAACUACUUCAACGACAAGUGAAGACCAGGCUACUUCAACAACAACAACGGAUACUAGCACUACUACUGGAGCCAGUACGACAACCGGAGAAAUUAGCUCUACAUCGUCAACUGGAGAUAUAGGUAGUACAUCUACUUCAACCACAACUACUUCUACUACUGAAACCAGUACUGGAGAUGUAACGCCAACCACUUCAACCUCAACCUCCACUACGACUGGAGUAAAUGAUAUCAUGACAACAACAACAGAUUUGACAACAGAUACAACAUCUACAAGUACUACUACCGACACGGUAUUAUCUUCUACAACUGAUAAUACUGGAGCCAGUACGACAACCGGAGAAAUUAACAAUACUACGUCCACCUCAGCUACGACUGACAACAUAUCAACAUCAACUGAAUUGGAUACAACGACCACAACUGAUACGACAUCUUCAUCAACGACAACGGGCUCAAGCACUACUACAGGUGAAGGGGCUACCAUCACCGAUGAAACUACAACGACGAGCACAAUUACCACAGGCACCAGUACCUCAUCCACAACCGGAGAAUUAAGCAGUACUACAUCGACUUCAACAACCACUGGAGCUGAAACGUCAACCACCAUAUCCUCGUCUACAACCACAACAACAAGUGAAGACCAAACCACUUCAACGACAACCGGAAAAAUUAAUAGUACUACGUCCAUAUCUACCUCAACUACAACCGUAGAAAUUAAUAGUACUACAUCCACUUCAACCUCAUCGACAACUGGAGAAAGCUCUACUGUAUUAACUACUGGUGAAGGAACGAAAACAACAACAGGUGAAGAUCAAACUACUUCAACGAGUACAACAGAAACAAGCACUACUGGUACUACUUCAAUCAAUACUGGAGAUGUAACUUCAACCACAAUAGAAUCAUCCACUCCUACAUUAACCACAACUGGAGAAAUUAGCUCUACAUCUACUUCAACAACAACAGAUGCAAGCACUGGUGAAGGAACCAGUUCUUCAACUACAAACGGAGAAAUAGGCAGUACUACAUCCACUUCAACAACCACUGGAGCUGAAACGCCACCCACCAUAUCCUCGUCUACAACUACGACAACUGGAGAUGUAACGCCAACCACCACAGCACCAACCUCCACUACAACCGGACUAAAUGAUAUCACGACAACGACAACAACAUCCUCGUCAAGUGAUAAUCAAAAUACAACAACAGACACAAACCCUACUGGUACCACCUCGACGACUUCAACUGGACCAUCUUCAUCAACCACAGGUGACUUGUUAACAGCAACAACAGGAGAAUUAAUCACCACUAACUCGGGAACCACUACUUCUACAUCGACGAUUGGAGAUGCAACGACAUCUACCAUAACCCCAUCCACUAGUUCAAUACCUACAACUUCAACUACUAGUACUUCUACAUCCACCUCAACAUCAACAUCAACUGCAACAGAUUUGACAUCAACUACUAGCGGUUCAACAUCUACAAUAUCUUCCACGACAACGAGUGAAGAUCAAACCACUACAACAAGCACAACAGAUCCAAGUACCUCAUCCACCACAACUGGAGAAAUUAGCUCUACAUCCACUUCAACAUCGACAAACGACAUAUCAACCACAACCGAAUUGGCAACAGGUCCAACGACAACAGGACCAAUAAUUGAUAGCACUACAACAACAAGUGAAGAUCAAACCACAUCAACUACAACCGUAGAAAUUAAUAGUACUGCAUCGACUUCAACCUCAUCGACAACUGGAGAAACUCUACAUCUACUUCAACAACAACAACAACAGAUGCAAGCAUUACUACUGGGGAUGCAAACUCAUCGACUACAGGAACAAGCACAACAACAAGAGGGUUCGCCAACUAUCAUAGUCUCAUCUACUACUUCCACCUCAACAUCAACCACAACUGAACCAGAUACAACGAUUACCAGUACAACAACUGGCUCUUCAAGUACCACGGGCACAUCGAUCUCAACAACUGGUACGACAUCGGUCACAACUACAUCAACUACAACUGGACCAUCUUCAUCACCCACAGGUGACCCGUUGACAACAACAACAACUGGAGAAUUAACCACCACUAAUGCAGGAAUCACUACUUCUACAUCGACAUCAACCAUCACGACAACAUCCUCGUCAAGUGAUAAUCAAAAUACUGGUACCACGUCAACCACGCUAGCAUCAUCCACGACUUCAACUGUAUCAUCUUCAUCAACCACAGGUGAAGAUCAAACGACAACUACGACAACAAGUGAAGAUCAGGCUACUUCAACAACAACCGGAGAAAUUAGCAACACUACAUCCACCCUUACUUCAACUACGACUGACAACAUAUCAACCACAAUUGGUCCAGCGAUUACGACUACUUCUUCAACAUCAACAACUUCUAACACAGAUUUGACAUCUGCUAGUACGACUGACACGAUAUCAACUACAGAUCAAACCACUUCAACGACAACCGGAAAAAUUAAUAGUACUACAUCGACUUCAACCACUAGAGAUGUAACGUCAACCACCAUAUCCUCGUCUACAACCACAACAACAAGUGAAGACCAAACCACUUCAACGACAACCGGAAAAAUUAAUAGUACUACGUCCACAUCUACCUCAACUACUGGAGAAAUUAAUAGUACUACAUCCACUUCAACCUCAUCGACAACUGGAGAAAGCACUACGUCUACUGUAUUAACUACUGGUGAAGGAACGAAAACAACAACAGGUGAAGAUCAAACCACUGGGGAUUUAACUUCAACCUCAUCAACUACCACAACAGGAGAAUUAUUCACCACCGGUGGAAUAACCACUACUUCCAGCUCAACAUCAACUACAACAGAUUUGACAUCAACUAGUGGUUCAACAGCAACAGGCGAAGAUACAACGACAACAACGGGAGAAAUCAGCAGUACAACAUCGACUUCAACCACUGGAGAUGUAACGCCAAUCACGAUAGCCUCAUCCACCACUUCAACUGGAUCAGAGUCAUCAACUACAACUGGAGAAUUAAUCGCCACUACAACUUCAACUACAACAGAUUUGACAUCUACCUCAACAACAAGUGAAGAUCAAACUACAACUACUUCUUCAACAGACUCGAUCACUACCAGUACAUCAACCACAAAAGGAGAAGCCAGCUCUACAUCUACUUCAACAACAACUAGAGAUGAGACUACUUCUACGACUGGAACCAGCUCUUCAACAACUGGAGUGACAAUCGAAGAUCAAACUACUUCAACUACAACAAGUGAAGAUCAAAAUACUUUAACGACAACAGAUACAAGCACGACUACAGGUACCAGUACUUCAUCCUCAAUAGGAGAAACCAGCUCUACUAGUACCUCGACCACUACUGGAGAGGGAACGACCAAUGGAACAAGAACUACAACUGACAUAUCAACCUCAACAACUGGUACACGGGCCAAUAUUCACAAUGAUCCAUGA